AUGGGCCCUGGUCAAAUCUCGGAUACGAACGUGACGACGUGCAAGGAGGUCGAGGUACCGAGUGAGGUCAGGCAACAGCGCCACUGCGCGGAAUCGCUGAACAACCGAGGAGGGAUUUCCUUUGAAGACUUGAGCGGCUCUGAACAAGCUGAGGCUUUACACCAGCUCAUCAGGAAAAGCUGCGUUGAAAUGGCGCUGAACCGUAUUGAUGGGAAGGAGGAGCUCUACGUCGGCGGCAUCUGGGCUCUUCGCCGGCCGUCAGCCCUCCAGGAGCGUAACAUCUCCCACAUUCUCUCUGUCUUGCGUUUCGACCCCGCCGGUCUGAAGAGUGAGACGGAUACCUGGGAGAACUACGGCAAGAGUUACAAGCACUUGGUCAUCGACAUUGAUGAUGUAGAGGAUUCCGACCUGCUUAUUCACCUACCCCAGGCGGUGCGCUUUAUUGAGAACGCGCUUUAUCCCGACAAUGUCGAGGAGACGCCCCAGGAGGAUGAAGAGACGCGAGAGAAGAAUUUCCAAGCAAAGGUCAAGAAGUUGAAGAAGGCUGUUGAACGUGACCAGGAGGCGUCGUCAUCGGAGUCGGAGGAUCAGGAUGCGAUUACGCCCGUGCCGGAAUUCAAGGACCUGAAGCUCCGGCCCGCGGCCGAGAGGGCGGGUGGGAGCUCGCCAGGCGCUGUCUUCGUACACUGCGCGAUGGGCAAGUCUCGUUCCGUGAGCGUCGUCGUGGCGUACCUGCUUUGGAAGUACCCAUCCCGCUUCGGACGCUCCGCCGCGUCCACCGCCGAGGUACAGAAGUCUUCGGCGACACAGAAGCUCGACGACAAGGCUGCCGCGGCGAUCAAAGAGCGGUCGACUGCGGCUGUUGAGGCAGCGGUGAAGUGGGUGCGCAAAACCCGUGAGAUCGCCGAGCCGAACCCCGGUUUCAUGCAGCAGCUCGAGAUGUGGUGGGCUAUGGGCUGCCCCGAUGACGUCGAAUCGCAUCCCAUCUACCAGCGCUGGGCUUUCCAGAGGGAGAUCGAUGAGAGUGUCGCCGCGGGCCAGGCCCCCUCGCGACUACGGUUCGAGGACGAGGAGGCAAAGGGGGGUGAUGACCAAGUUCAGGGCAAGGAGCUCCGGUGUAAGAAGUGCCGCCGGACACUUGCUACGCCAAGGUUCGUGCUGGACCACGAACCGGAAGGUAAGCCCGGCGCCCAGGCGUGCGGGCACUUGUUCGUUGAGCCGCUGAGCUGGAUGAGGGAUGAGCUAGAGAAGGGUGAUCUCGAGGGGCGGUUGAGUUGCCCCAACGGGAAGUGCGGCGCGGCUGUCGGCAGGUAUAGUUGGAGGGGGUUUAGGUGCAACUGUGGCGGGUGGGUUACGCCUGGCUUCAGUCUGCAGAAGGCACGGGUGGAUGAGGUUGCAGCUAGGGUUACGGGACCCAAGGGAAUGGCUUCACUGGGUAUCCGGAUGCCUCCUGGGACUGGGCGGCUCUAG
Messenger RNA from Colletotrichum truncatum, 1470 nucleotides. Its product is annotated as dual specificity. Gene Ontology annotation, molecular function: protein tyrosine/serine/threonine phosphatase activity. The record is from RefSeq and is a predicted model, not a curated record. Gene Ontology annotation, biological process: protein dephosphorylation. Gene Ontology annotation, cellular component: nucleus. NCBI's taxonomy places the organism in Eukaryota, Fungi, Ascomycota, Sordariomycetes, Glomerellales, Glomerellaceae.